AGUGAAGAUGAGCUGCUCAGAAGCUGUGAAUUUCAGUUUCUCUAUCAGGUGCCGGCCUCUAUCUGCCCGGAGGACGCCUCUGCACAUUGUUUAGUCCACAGCUGGUGACUGGAUCCACACAGCUCAGGAGAGCUGGAUUGUGUUCAAACGCAGCCAGGAGAAGAAUCCUUGGACCUGAGGACUGUGCCUUGGUGAGGUGAGGGCAGAGGCAGCUGGAUGAUGGCCUUUCUCUAAAUAACAACCACAGAGCCUGGUGGACGGAGAACUUGCUCAGUGACGUCCACUGCCAGGACACCCUGGCAAGCUCUAAGGAAAACCUCUCAGAGACAACAUUGCCAUCACCAUGGCCUGCGCACCAUUCACAGAAAACAGCUUCAUUGAGGCUGUUGUUGAGUGUCUCCAGGACAUAAUGAGCAGAGAAGAUCUGCAGCUACUGGUAACUGAAGAUGAAGCCUGGGAGACGGUCUUGGCAGAGGCAGGAUUGCCCAGGGAUGAAGCUGACGCGCUCCGUGAAGCUCUGAAGGGGCUUACAGAUGACAUGGACAAGGUGGACGAAGAGAGGCAGCAAGAAGGCCGGCAGGCUGGAGAGAGGUUUCUGGACUUGUUUCCUCAACUGAAAACUGAGCUCUUGGAGGACAUAAGAAAGCUCCGUGCCCUUGCAGGCCAAGCUAACAAGGUGCACUGGAAGUACAUUCUCACUACUGUGCUGGGCAUCCCCAGUGGCACAGCCUCUGAUAUCUUGACCCUCCUUGACCUAGUUCUAGUGUCCUUCACAGCAAGGGGCCAUCCAGCACCCCCCGGACCAGGUGACAAGACACCAGCCAGAAACAAUGUAGUUGAUUUGUCCUCUAUCCCGGUGGAACAUUCACACACAUCACCAGAUCAAGAGGAAGCCAGAGAUUUGAUGUCAGCCAUUGUGGAAAAACUGACAAGGUUUACAGAGUCUGUGGGUCGCUUCCCACCCAAAGUGUUUUCCCCAACUGAAAACUGGAACCAAUUCCUGAAAGGCAUUGGAAAGAAUAUCAGUGCUAUCAAGCUGGCCAACAGUGACCUUGAGUUAAUAAAAAAGGUCAAAGUGGCCAUAAAGAUGGAGAAUAUCAUGGUCCAAGGUGGUACAGGGGUAGUACAGUCAACCUUUGGACACACUGCUAUGGCAAUAAGCAGAGAAACCAAGAUAUUUUGUACAGCCACGGGAGCUGUCUUCUUGGGGUUAGACUUGUACAACCUUGUGCAAAGCUCUGCACACCAGCAGGAGGGGGAAAAGUCAGUGCUGGGGGAUGCACUUCGGGAGCAGGCUCAGGAGCUGGAGAGCAUACUGGAGCACCUGGACCAGGCCUGUGAGCAUUUGAAGUCAGACUCAAAUGAGUGACUUCUUCUUCGCAGCAGCACCCAGGUCAGGGAGGGUGUGCGACACACAGACAUGGACAAAAAGAGGCGUUUUAUUAGAGGGGAAAGAGGGUGAGGUGAAGGGCAUGAACCGAGGGUUAACGACUUCAUUUUUUUUCAUGGCUGAACACUGCAAAGGAGGCAUUAAAGCAAACAGCAAGUGGGUCAAAGAGAAGGCAGGAACCAGAGCCUAAAACAACUGACAAGAAGAGAAUGGUAAGUGUAGGAAAUGAGAGGAAAUAGUUUAUUUUGGGCUAAAGCAAACAUGGGGAACUACACAGAGGCAAGUAUAGGAAUAAACAAUGGAGAUGGUCAGAAAAACCGAAAAGUUGAAAAUGAGAGGAAGCCAGUGUUCAAACCACUAAAUAUGAGAGAGGAAAUAAGUGGCUACCCUACAGAACAUCCCCAUGAUCUGAGGUCUUAGCAAUAGGAAAGCCUAUCUCUCGCAUUCUCUAGCCCUGUCCUUCCAUUGUCCACUCUCCCUUAUGGCCAUCAGACAGUGACUUCCACCGAUCGUAGUGAUGGAGUCCAUGGUGGUAGUAGCAGUGGUGACAAUAACAGUGAUGGCUGUGCUGAUGAUGACUGCAGAAGUCGAGCACAAAGCAAGGUGCCCUUACUUUUGGGGGCCAACGUGCCAAGAGGGAUCAAGAAAAUCCCAAUGAAACUUCAAAUGCUGUGUUGGAAGAAAGGAAGGUGAUCUGGGAGUGGGGACAAAACCCAAUUCAAACAAAAGGCGAAGGGACCUGAUGAUGUGUAGACAUCAACCUCCUUGUGGUCAAGAGUCAAGGCCCUUCUGAACCUAGCUGUUGAGCUGUUGCGGGGCAUGUUGGACAAGAUGGUAUCUCAGAUCCACCUGGCUCUUCCUGUAUGUGUUCUAUAAACUUUGGUGCAAUAAAUAGUCACUAGUUAUGCUGGGGAAAAUGGGUGUAAAGAAGAGAAGUUUAUAAGCAAAAGCUGCUAUAAAAUGAAAGAAAAAGGCCCAGAGAUUCAGGAUUAUACAGAAUGUCAUUUUUACUGGAGACCUUUGCAUGGAAGCCUGUGGAGAGCCAACAGCUCUAUAAAUAUUAAGGUGGACAACUUGGAUUUCCUAUGAAAGGGUUAAGUGAAAUAUUAUAGAACUUGCUGCCCAGCUCUGAAGAAGUUAGGCAUAGGAGGAAGUGAUAAGAAUAGCACAAGGACACGAAACUAGGGAAAAAAAAACAUGGGACUGUCUCAAGGCCUGGGGACUUUCCAGAUGUGCCUUAUGUAAGAUGUUUUCUAUUCUUAAGUACUAUAAAAGAGAACAGUAAAGUCAAUAAAGAAGCUCGGAUGCUGGGAGCUC
Messenger RNA from Heterocephalus glaber (naked mole-rat), 2707 nucleotides. Its product is annotated as apolipoprotein L3-like. Gene Ontology annotation, molecular function: lipid binding. Gene Ontology annotation, cellular component: membrane; extracellular region. The record is from RefSeq and is a predicted model, not a curated record. NCBI's taxonomy places the organism in Eukaryota, Metazoa, Chordata, Mammalia, Rodentia, Bathyergidae. Gene Ontology annotation, biological process: lipoprotein metabolic process; lipid transport.